This is a messenger RNA of Prunus mume (Japanese apricot), 346 nucleotides long. Lineage: Eukaryota; Viridiplantae; Streptophyta; Magnoliopsida; Rosales; Rosaceae. The record is from RefSeq and is a predicted model, not a curated record.
UACGGAGAGUAGAAGACUUUCUUUUGAGCUUUCAUUAAUGGCAGAUGGGUCUCGAUCUCAAACUGAAGCUGAACAACUGAACCAAAGCCCUCAAGAGAUGGUAAGAAACCGCUUUUCUGGUCACCGUAGAACUCUUUAUGAACAAGAGCCCCAAGGAGAAAGAACUGAACAAGUGCUCCAGCAAAAUGAUAAUAGUGAGGCAGAAAAUACUGAUCAAAACAACGAGACCAACAACAUUAAUGAGAAUUAUUUCUCCGCAUUUGGAAGCACAGAUGUUGGGAUUCAAGACGCUUACAAUGAAGAAGGCGGAAGUGGUGAUCAAGCAAGGACGGGUGGAAACUGCUAA